Molecule: messenger RNA, 7985 nt
Organism: Pteropus alecto (black flying fox)
Lineage: Eukaryota; Metazoa; Chordata; Mammalia; Chiroptera; Pteropodidae
Gene: TPRA1
Product: transmembrane protein adipocyte associated 1
Exons: 12
Coding region: 6356-7552 (398 amino acids)
Biological process (GO): G protein-coupled receptor signaling pathway
Cellular component (GO): plasma membrane
Molecular function (GO): G protein-coupled receptor activity
Source: RefSeq, a predicted model, not a curated record
ACUGGGGGCUGGGGCGGGCCUGAGGGCCCCUAGUAGGGAUUGUAGGUGUUUUUUGCCGUUUUGGCUAAACGAAAAGAACGCGUCCACCUACCUGGUCUUCGCUACCGGGAAGCUCCGCACAGUGUCCUGGGGUCCGGUGGGCCUAGCUAGCUGACAGCACCUCGCCUAGCCUCCCCACCUACACCCAUUUCCGCUGAGCCCGCGGCCCGCGGCUGUUGCGCAAUGCUCCCUGGCCGCCUGCUCUAGGCGCUGAAGGCCGGAGUUCCGUGGCCUAUGCCGGGUCCGCGCACCGGCGGCGGCAGAUGGGCGGCUAGGGCAGUGGGACCUGAGCGCGGCCUGGGACUCUCAGGGAGUGAUCCCUUCUCGCUCAGGGCACAGCCUCAGAGGACACCCUCGGAGAAGUUUCAGAGGGCGAAGAGGGACCCUAGUGUGAGGACUCAUUAGAAUAGGGGAGGAGGUAACUGAAAGUCUCAUGGGAGAUGUGGGCAGGGGAAGUCUUUGGGAGGAGGCAGUGAACACAGACACAGAUACACAGGCCUUCCGGGGCUGUGGAGAAUGAUCAGGGCUUGCUGACCCUGUGGCUUGGAGUCCUCCCAACCUUCUCCACUCUCCAGAAGGGCUUGGCUGCACUGUGCUGGAGAUUCAUUUGUCCACAUCACAUCAUAACAUUUUGUUGAGAACUUAUUUUGUGCCAGGCACUGUUCUAGGGGAUUGGGUCAUGAGCACCAAGGCGGACAGCUACUAAAAACAUUAACACACAGCUAGGGCCACUUCAGACAGAGGCUAAGUGCUGUAAAUAAAACACAAGGUGGGCUAGUUGUGAGAGAUGGUUAAGGAGGGCUGCUCUGAGGAUGUGGCCAGAAUGGUGAGACAAUGCUGAAAGAAGAGCAAGCACAAAGGCCCUGAGAUAUGCAUAAGCUUAGCAGCUAGGAGGACAAAAUGAAAGCCAGGGACUGGACUGUGGAAGGCAAUGAGGUAGACUAGUAGGCAGGGGUCAGAUCAGGUCGGGCCUUGAAGGAGAGUUAAGGGGCCCAGGGCUCCUCUUCCUCUAGGUCUCCUGCCUGGGCUGCUGGCAGUUUACUAGGAGUGGCCUCUCUAAGACAGUGUCCACCAAGGCUAAAGGAUAGGGGGAUUUAAAAGCUCAACAACAUGCUAGGUGUUGGAAGCACUGAGGGAAGUUACAGCAGCUGUGAAGAACUAUAGCCUCUUUCCUCAGGGCUUUUUGUUUUCCCUAGAUUUCCCACCCACUAGGAAGUUUUGGUCAAUUCUAUUGCACAGAUGAGAGAUAGGAAAGCUGAGGCCCAGAGAGGGGAAGGCUCUUUCCAGGGGCUUCUGACAGGUCUAGCACUGUGUGACCUGAGCUUAGCUGGUAUCUGGCCCCACAGUCUGGCCACAGACAAAGGGAGGGAGGUAGAGGCCCUAGCAGUGAGUAGGAAGAUGGCCUCUGGACUGUUAAUGAGGUCAGGAGAGUCCUUCCCAAGUGGAGGAAACUGUGACAAUUUCCCUGGUCCUGAAAGGCCUAAGUAUCCCCUUCUCCAUUCCCCUUGUCUGGGUUCCACUCCUUCCUCUUGUCUGGGCUCAAGCCCUUCCUCUCUUGCCUUCAGCAAGCCUUCCCACCAUCUCUGUUUUCUGAGCCUGGAGACCCCUUCUCUGUCUGGGGGCUUUUGCCCCAAGGCCAGGAGCUUACUCAUGGUUGGGGGGAAGAGAAUGUGGGACAGUGACUUAACCCCUUUGUGCCUUUCCUUUCUUCCUCUCUACAGUGGGGACAAUAGUAGUUCCCUUUUUCUUAGAGGCUGGUGUGAUGUUUAAGUACUCUGCCCUAUGUCUGCUUACAGUGUUCAUAGUUGCUUUAUCUUAUUUUUAUCAUUGUUUCAGUUAUUUUAUAAGCUUUGACACAGAGUGGUAGUUCUGUUGUAGCUGAAGGCCACUUAACUAAGAGCAGCAGUAGUACAACCUGGGAGUAUGUUAGAAAUGUGGACUAUCAGCCCCAGCCUAGGCCUGCUGGAUCCAGACAGCACUCAAAUCUGAGAAGCAAAGCUUUUCAAUCUGCAGGUGGAGAAACUGAGGUCUGGAGAGGGGCACCUGGAAAAUUGCUGAUUGGGGGCCUGGACUCUGGAGACAAACAGCCUGUGUUGCCGACCUGUCAGGUAGCUGCCCAUCUCUGAGCUCUGGUAAAUCAGAGAAAUCAGAUUCAAACUAGCCUAAACAGAAAAGGAAAUUUGGGGAUUUUAUAACUGAAAAGUCCAGGGGGGCAACUAGGUGUGGCUGGAUCCAGGGGCUCACAUGAGGAUCUAUCUCCAGGAUCUAUUUCCAACUGUCUCUCAGCUCUCCGCUCUGGCUUCCUGCUCUCAGCAGAUACUGUAUCUCUUUCCUAAUAAUUAUAGCAAAAGUCUCAGGGCUGGUUCUCACUGGCUAGGACAAUGGUACAUCCUUGUUGGCCAGGCUUAGAUUGCAUGCACAUUCCCUGGAGUUGUGGAGGGGUAGAGUCAGCUGUACUUAAACCUCUUGGAUGGAGACUAGGAGACCUGAGGUUUCCCCUCAGGAAAAUGGGGUGCUGGACAGGCAAAGCCAAGAGAAACCCUUCCAGACACCCCACACUCUGGACUGUAUCCAGCUCUUCCCAUUCCUGGCCCCUAUUCAUCCCCACUGGCUUCUCUUUGCCACAGGGGCCUCUUAGCUACCUUGUGGCUGCUGGGUACUUGUACUAUACCCCAGCCCUGCCCCAACUGGGGCUGUUUGACACUCUGUCCUAGGCCAGAGCUGGUGUGGGGCUGCCAAGUCCAGAAGUUUGCCCCACAGGAAGUGGGGAGUGAGGCAGAGGGGACUGGUAUCUUUCUCCUUGAACUCACAGUCACUUCCAAGUUAUCUCAGGUCACCAGAAAUUUUGAGGGAGGUGGUACAGCCCAUGCCAGCUGUAAGCUCCCUGUGCUCAGUGUGGUGGCCUGUUCCUCACAUGGUCCUCACAUGGAUACAGCGUGGCCACAGUUCAGACAUCAUACCUCAAUCUGAGAGCUACAUACAGGUGCAUAGAAGGGGGCCUUUGUCCUUGGGGGUAUUUGCCAGUCAAGGAAGAACACUUUUCUCAGGAGACUCCCUAUGUGGCAUCACAUGUCCUUGCCUAACCAGCCGCUGAUAAAGAGGAGAGAGGGCUCACCCUUCUUGACAGACCAGAGCUCUACAGGGCACUGUCGGCAAAGGGGAGGAUGAUCAUUUGGUGGACUGUCUCCUGCAUUGCAGGACAUUUGGCAGUCUUGGGCCCUGUCCACAAAAAAUCCAUAGCACCUUUUCCUCUGUGUCAAACUAGAGCACCGUGUGCCCUGCUGAGGUGUCUGGUACUGUUCCACACAACCACCGCUUACACUCAUUAAGGUUCAGCUUCUGGCGCUGGGGAGGACCCUGUCUUGAAUGCAGGGCACCAUGGAGGGGGUCCCUGAAACAAAAUAGCAGCUCGUUAGCAAGGAAGAAGAGGGCCGUGUCUGCUGGAGACACCACUGACAGUGUUGGCCUCACUGCUGCUAAACAGGGCUCAGGCCAGACACCACGAUAUCGGCUUUCUUUGCUUUCUUCCCUCCCUCUGUGUGUCUGCCAGCAGGUCUUGUGGCCUGACCUCCCUAAGGUAUCCCACUGCUGCCACUAGUUAAGCCACUGUCCUCUUGUGCCUGGACUGGUGUGCAGUAGCUCCUGGGUCUCUCUGCUUCAGUUCAUUGUCCUUGGCAGCUAAGCGAGCCUCUCCACAGGGAAAUGGCACCGCAUCACCUGCCUUUGGAAAAUCCUUCUCAGUACACUUAGAAUGAAGUCACAUUGCAUGUGGUCACAAGGCCCCAUCUGACCUGGCUCUGCCAACCUUUCUGAUUUCACGUGUAGUCACACUGGCCUUUUAGCCCUUUGAACAGGUCAAGCCCGUUUGUCUCAGGGUCUGCAUCGCUGUCCUGUCUCUGGUAUGCUUUUUGUCUAGAUUGUUCCAAGGCUGGCUUUUUCUCAGUUAUUUGGAUCUCAGCUCAAAUGUUACCUUGUCUGACAGCCCAAUCUGAGGCAGCACCACUUUGCAUUCCCUGGGACUCAGCCUUAGCCUGUAAAACAAAGGCUGAGAUAACAAGAUAGAAGAUUAUUCCUGUCUGUUGCAUGACAGUCUCCAUGCAAGCUGUCCAGGACGUGAAUGGAGCCCCACUGUGUCUGAGAUCCAGACACCUUCCUAAUUGCUCUGUUAUCCUCAAUACAUGGCUUCUGUCUCAUGGUCUAAGAUGGCUGCUCCUGUUUCUACCACCACAUUCGCAUUCCAGCCAGUUGGAAAGGAGAAAGGUACAACCUGAAAUUGGCAAACCUCACUGCUUAUGUCUGGCUGGAUAAAACUUAUUCAUAUGGCCAUAACUAGGGGAGGCUGGGAGAAUAGCCAUUGCUCUGGGAAGCCACGUGCGAACUAGAAUCCACGGGCUCUAGUACUCCAGGAAAGGGUAUAUGUUGGGGGGCACAGCAGUUUCUAUUGUAUUUCCUGUCCUGUGCUCUUUUCAUCUCAGCACUUAUCUCUACGAAGUUUGCUUUUUAAAUAUGAGGUCUGUGCUGGCUGUUGACCUCUCCUCUAGAAGGAAGGUCCCAUGGGAGCAGGUAUAUUCCAGCACCUGUACUCCUGGCUCAAAGUAGGUGCUCAGCACUGCCUGCUGCUGGUGGAAGAUUGCAUGAAUGAAGCAAGGGUAGAUUUCUUUGGCUGCCUUCCCCAUUAGUAGAGAACAAGGAAGGAACCAGCUUCUUUCUUUGGACCUACUAUGUGUCAGGCAUGUGUUCUCUUUAAUACUCCUUGCUAUUGGUAUGUUCUCAAGUUGCAGGUGGGCACGUGACCCCGGCGCCAGUCAGUGGCCUAUUGGAGAGAGGGAUGGAGGGACCUGAGCCCCAGGUCUUGGCUUACCCCCUCCUCCUAUGGAGUCUUUUUUCCCUUUCAGCCAGAGGCAGCACUCAAGUUUCCUGGUUGUGAGGAUGUCCCUGGUUCCCUCUACCUCUGGCUUGGGCCUGCUGUUUUUCAGGAAUAGUGUUAGUUGACAGACAAGCAGGGAUUCCCAUUGCAUUGCUGCAAGUCUUUCUUGCCAACCUGGGCUAUUCCUUGCUGAGUAGGAGACCUGUGCUCUUGGCGUAUAAAAGAACAUCUCGAUUUUAAAACUUUACUGAACUGUAACCCAAACAGAUGACAAGUAUAGGAACCAUAGGUCUGUGGCUCAAUGAAUUGCUCACAGUGAGCACACUGGUGUACCUAUCACCCAGAUUAAGUAUCCAGAAGCUGGCAUGCCUCCCACUAUCCCUCUACCCUCCAUCCUCUGAAAAGAUAACCCUCACCUGGCUCUCUGCGUAAGGUCAGACCACAUGUUCACUUGGUGCUUGGCACUCGCGAGGCCCUUUAAUGUUGCUGUAGCAGUAAUCUAUUUUUAAAAAAUGAUGUCCACAAUGUUCCACUGUUGUUCAUGUGAGCACUGCCAUUCAUGUGUAUGUUCUGCUGACGGGCAUUUGGGCUGCCCCCAGCCUGGGGCUAUUAUGAACAUACCCUGAAGUGGAGAUGUGGGUCAUAGGACCCUGUUGGUUCAGUCAUUUUAAAUACUGGUGUCUGUUAUGUUCUGGUACCCAGGCCGUGCCUGGCUCACCUUCCCUGGGCUCCCCAAACUCUCUAUGGAAGCCUCUGCCCCUGUCAAUGUGGGCCCAGCUCUACUGCUGCAUGCCUUUAGUCCUAUGGCCGGCCCAUGAGCCUGCCUUGGUUGUCCAGAGUGGCUCCAGGACCCCAGACAACCAAUUCUCAUCUUCCAGGCUGGACUCUGACCUCUCAUUCUCAGAUCAUUACAUGGGUGCUUGGCUGUGCUCUUCCCCCUUGACUCCUGCUGCCCCCAGCAGCUCCCUGCCAUUGCAGGCACAGCUCCCUCCUCAGCACCUCCUCUUUCCUCAUCCUUUCCACUUGGAGACCUCCGUGUAUCUUCUAGGGAUAGUGCAAAAUCCCCUCCAUCUGCAUCUGCCUUUCCAGGGUGGCAGCAGAAGGAGACAAAGGCUUGAGGGCCAUCUGAGGUAUGCACGAUGCCCUGCUCUGACACUUGGCGCCUGUGACCCCACAUGUCACUCGGCCUCCAAAUAGGUUCUACAUGGGUGUGGAGGGUUGGAGCCAAAGCUCAGCUACUGAGGACUUCAUGUGUGUUGGGCUGUUGGAGGUGCUUCAUGUCAUUUAUCUGGUGCUCAUAGAAUGCAUACUAUUGUUACCCUCAUUACAGGGGUUGUGAGAAACUGAGGCACAAAGAAGAAAAGGAAGUAAGGGCAGGCUGGGACGUGAACCUUGUUUCUCUCCUAUUUCCCCGGGAUUGGAGGGACUAACAGGGCUGCUGCUGGUGGGAUGGACACCCUGCAGGAGGUGAGUAGGGCCAAUGGGAACCUGGCGCUGCCCCUACCCCCAAUGCCCAAUAUCAGUGUGCCGCAUCGCUGUCUGCUGCUGCUCUAUAAGGACAUCGGCACCUCUAGGGUCCGGUACUGGGACCUCUUGCUGCUCGUCCCCAAUGUGCUCUUCUUCAUCUUCCUGCUCUGGAAGCUUCCAUUUGCUCGGGCCAAGAUCUGCAUCACCUCCAGCCCCAUUUUUAUCACCUUCUACAUCCUGAGGAAUCAGCACCUGCAGAUAUGGUAUGUGGGUUUGCUGCUCCUACAGCUCCCAGAGGCCUCAUUCUCCGACUCCACCACACCCCCUCUCACCCAUCAGGUGUUCGUGGUGGCGCUGGUGGGCAUCGCCCGGGCUGUGGUGUCCAUGACAGUCAGCGCCUCAGAUGCUGCAACUGUGGCUGAUAAGAUCCUGUGGGAGAUUACCCGCUUCUUCCUGUUGGCCAUCGAGCUGAGUGUGGUUAUCCUGGGCCUUGCCUUUGGUCACCUGGAGAGCAAGUCGAGCAUCAAGCGGGUGCUGGCCAUCACUACGGUGCUGUCCCUGGCCUACUCUGUAACCCAGGGGACGCUGGAGAUCCUCUACCCUGAUUCCCACCUCUCAGCUGAGGACUUCAACAUCUAUGGGCAUGGAGGCCGCCAGUUCUGGCUGGUCAGCUCCUGCUUCUUCUUCCUGGUGUACUCUCUGGUGGUCAUACUUCCCAAGACUCCGCUAAAGGAGCGCAUCUCCCUGCCUUCGCGGAGGAGCUUCUACGUGUACACAGGCAUCCUGGCGCUGCUCAACCUGCUGCAGGGGCUAGGGAGUGCGUUGCUCUGUGCUGACAUCAUCGAGGGGCUCUGCUGUGUGGACGCCACCACGUUCCUCUACUUCAGCUUCUUUGCACCCCUCAUAUACGUGGCCUUCCUCCGGGGCUUCUUCGGCUCGGAGCCCAAGAUCCUCUUCUCCUACAAAUGCCAAGUGGACGAGACUGAAGAACCAGAUAUGCACCUUCCCCAGUCCUACGCUGUGGCCCGGCGAGAAGGCCUGGAGGCGGCGGGUGCUGCCAGCACACAGUUCGACUCAGCUGGUGGGGUGGCCUACCUGGAUGAUAUUGCUUCCAUGCCCUGCCACACCGGCAGCAUCAAUAGCACGGACAGUGAGCGCUGGAAGGCUCUCAAUGCCUAAAUGUGGCUGCCCUGGCUGGAAGGUGUGCUGGGGCCUGUGGAGGGCAGACCAGACAAGAGGCCAGGGAAUAUAGAGUUCCCAGAGGAGGACAAGGUCACGGGAGUUUGUGUGUAUAGCAGACCUAUGCAGGCCUUGUCUUGCUCUCUGGGCCCCCAAUUGCCCUUGGCCACCUUUGCUCCACCUGGGGGCCACCACCCCUUCCGCAUGUCCUUGCCUUGCUCAGUGACAUGGCCCAGACUUUGAUCUCCCAGGGCCAGGCCUGGCUAGGCUGGCUGAGGGCACCACCUUUCUCCAAAGGAAAAAGCCUGGGUAUCCAAGACUGGUCUGCCCCCCCGCCCCCAAGUGCUUUGGCCUCCUCAAAGCCCACUCUGGCAGGUGGGCUGAAGUGUGUAUAUUUUCUUGAUUUAUUUUUUAAUAAAAAGGAAAAAGAGCA